AAGUUAUCAUUUAGCAAUCGAUCACGAUUUAUGAUUUCCUUCGUACUAACAAUACAAUUCUUAAAAAAUUAAUUUAUCAGUUCUGUUUCGAAUGCAGUGCAGUGUUGACAAACAAAUAAAAUACUAAAAAAAUAAUAAAUAAUUUGUUUAAAGUGCAAAACUAUAAUGCCAAAUUAUGGAGGUUUCCAUCGAUCUUGGAUCCAAAAUCAUAAUAAAUAUAAAACCCAGUGCAAUUCUUUGUCUGCUGCAUGGAUGAUUUUCAUUUCUGGUGGCAUGAAAAUAGCUUGGGCGAUUUAUGAACAACCCCUGGUUAAAUCUCACAAUUCAAUUUUUGGACUAAUUCAUACAACAAUAUCAUGGUUUAUUGGAGUAAUCGUAGGAACAAAAUUUGCCACAAUGUUUGUACAAAGAUUUUCAAAAAAUGUUGCUAAUUGUAUCAGCGGAGUUUUGGUGAUCAUUAGCGGUUCAGUUUUUACAUUCUUCCGUGAUCCCUGCAUUGGUGUUAUCGUUGGACGUUACAUAGAUGGCUGUGCAUUUGGAAUAACCAUACUUCAAGCAAUAGUAACUGGUGGAGAGGUUUCAACUCGCCUUCUUCGUGGAACGGUUCUAUCAACCGAACGUGUAUUUCUUUGGGUUGGAAUCUUUGGACAAAUCUGUUUGAGUACGAUAUAUUUUGACAAAGCAAAUCAUCAAAAUGAUUUUAUAACCGAAGAUCAAAUUCAUGGUAUUGUGUCAAUUAUUUUGGGACUACUAUCUCUCAUCUGCACAGCAAUGUUUGCUAUUGAAUCUCCUGUCUAUUUACAUAUUAACCAUCGAGAGUCAGAGUCAAUAAGAUCAUUAAUGAAACUGCAACAAAGUAAACACCCUACAAAUGACAUUUUCGAAAUCUUCGAUGAUAAUAAACUCUGGAUUAGAGAAAAUGCAGAACAAAGUUUCCAGGAAGAAAUUCAAAAUGGAAUGUUGGUAUUUCUAAAGCUAGUUUUUCUACGAUCGCUGGUUUCUCUGGCACUGUCACUGCCGUUUCAUUGGGCAUUUCAUUUAUGUAGCCGAAUGGCGUUCGAUUCGAAUAUGCUUUUGGUGGGCUAUGGAUUCUUAGGACUUCUUGGAAGUGUUUUAAGUGUUCUAUUCAUGGAUACUAUUGGGCGUCGGUUAACAGCUUCAUUUUCAUUAUGUAUCGGUGGAACUUUGCUCUUCGCUAUUGCCGGGACAUUUUUGGAAUUCGAAACAACCAUUGACCUUGCAGAUAAAAUGAAAGUCGUAACAAUUUUGUUACUUGUCUAUCAAUUUAUCAAUGCUUUUGGAUUAGCUCCCGCUACAACAAUUUAUAUGUCUGAGGCAUUUGCUCUUCCAUUGAAAUCAUGUUUUAUUGCUGGAAUAAUUGUCGUUGAUAAUUUGAUUCAGGUGAUCACUUGUGUUUUAGCUUUCAAUAUGACAGUUGAUUAUUCGGCCUUUUUCUUCACUGUUGGAGUGCUGAAUUGUGUUGGAGGGCUUGUGGUGGUAUUUUGGUUACCAGAAACUAAGAAAUUAACUUUGAGGGAAUGUUAUCAUAGAUUCUCAAGAUCGGGAGAUGUUACUUGAGAUUAGUGCGAUGCUUUUAGAGUAUUAUUAAUUUGUAAUUAAGAAUCUUGAAUGAAUUUCAUCAUAUCUAACAUAAACAUAAAAAUAUAUACAAAAUGUGCCAUUUAUUUAUAUAAACAUAUUAAAUUUAAGACUUUAUAACAUAAACUUAAUUUACUAAUAAAUAUUAA
This is a messenger RNA of Episyrphus balteatus (marmalade hoverfly), 1748 nucleotides long. RefSeq names its product glucose facilitated diffusion protein-like. The record is from RefSeq and is a predicted model, not a curated record. Lineage: Eukaryota; Metazoa; Arthropoda; Insecta; Diptera; Syrphidae. Gene Ontology annotation, molecular function: transmembrane transporter activity. Gene Ontology annotation, biological process: transmembrane transport. The transcript has 3 exons. Bases 166 to 1578 code for a protein of 470 amino acids. Gene Ontology annotation, cellular component: membrane.